AUGAAACUGCGAAAGUCUGCGAUCAACAGCCAGCAGCCGGUACAGCUGGACAACUUUACUUUGUUGCACCUGCGCCUAUAUCAGCUGCUUGGACUGUGCACAGUGCCAUUGCAAUUGAAAUGCGACCCCGCCGAGUUCAGCCAACGCCCACAGCGUGUUAGCACGCGCCAACUUCGAUUCCUAGUUAUUUGGCAUUGUUUGCAUUUUGUAUUCUUCUUUUUGCUCCACUUGUGGACAAGCACUCAUCACGAUUCGAUACUCUACAAUAGUGACAGCUUUGGAAAAUUCAAUGAUUUCCUCAAAUUGACUGCCACGAUUACUGCACACUUUGUUUUACUCAGUGAAACAAUACUACAGCGGAAAUAUAUGCAAAAGUUCCUCACCCUAUACACUGAAGUUCAUAGAAAGUGGAGUUUAGGCACUUAUCGCGCCGAAUGUGCCAUUUAUCGUACCACUCUUUCGAAAAGUAUCUUCUACUUCGCCAUUUAUGUCAUUAUUAUCAUUAACUACAUUCAGUCAAUCAGCAAGAAUCGUCAGUGGUUGUCCUUUUUCAUACCCUUUAUGCCGAGUGGCCUGAUAUGUCAAAUGCGUUCAGUGCAAAUUAUGCAUUUUGUGGAUAUGUUGCGCACCGAAGUGGAUCAGUUGAACAGGAAUGUAGAGCGCUUGGCAAUGUUAAGUAGGCGCAGUUGCCAAGCGAAUUCUGCAACCACUGGUAAGAGGCACCACAAUGAGCAGGUGAUGUGUUCUGAGUUGCAGACGUUUAUGGAAUACUAUCAAAAUAUUUACGAAAUGAGUAUUCUACUCAAGAGGACUGUGGGUGCAUCCAUCGCUUGUAACUAUGUAAAGGAAUAUGUUAUGAUUUUGUCCGAAUGCUACUGGUCCUACUGGAUGGUAUACAACGGCCAUGACGUCAUUGAGUACUCUCUGAUUGUUCCUUCCGCCAUGACCAUCUUUCUAUUGUUGAUUACAGCGCGGGAUUGUAUGCGAUCGACAAAUUUUCUGGCUCACAAUGUACACAAAAUACGUCAUGACAUAGAAGACUUCAACAUCUCAACACGGUUACAAAGCUUCACUUUACAAAUGCUACACCAGCAGAUCAUUAUUGAUGGUUUUGGGUUCUUUGUGCUAAAAUGCGAUAUGGCGAGGGACAUGCUGGGUUCAAUAGCCACUUAUAUGAUCUUCUUCAUACAAUUUAUGCCUAAGUUUAAAAGUUUCUAG
This is a messenger RNA of Rhagoletis pomonella (apple maggot), 1218 nucleotides long. Its product is annotated as gustatory receptor 8a-like. The coding region runs from base 1 to 1218 and encodes 405 amino acids. The record is from RefSeq and is a predicted model, not a curated record. The transcript has 5 exons. Gene Ontology annotation, cellular component: membrane. NCBI's taxonomy places the organism in Eukaryota, Metazoa, Arthropoda, Insecta, Diptera, Tephritidae. Gene Ontology annotation, biological process: sensory perception of taste.